Molecule: messenger RNA, 1595 nt
Organism: Nymphalis io (European peacock)
Lineage: Eukaryota; Metazoa; Arthropoda; Insecta; Lepidoptera; Nymphalidae
Product: organic solute transporter alpha-like protein
Exons: 7
Coding region: 277-1365 (362 amino acids)
Biological process (GO): transport
Molecular function (GO): transporter activity
Source: RefSeq, a predicted model, not a curated record
AUAUUUGAUGAUUGCGGGUGUGUAUUGUGUAUUAUUCUCGGCAGUAUCCGUUGUACCUUGUAGGAUGUUGUACAACACUAGGCAUUGCGUAGACUGAAAUGUCGAAAGAAAGUGAACGAAUCGGUCGGUCAGUGUGCAAGACACCGUCGGCGAUACCUGUACUGUAUAACGUGUUUUUUGCCGUAUUUCGUAACCCUUAUAUUUGGAGUGAAUUAAAAAUGUUUUCUUAGUCUUUUAAAUAGAAAGUGAUUUAUAUAAUACGAUAGAAACGUUAAAAUGGAUUUGUUAAGUGCUGAAAGUAGCGGAACAAGAGUUUUGGCAGCUCGUCACAUAAGUGCUGAGACACCAUUGCCAGAAGUAAACAAUGCGAUUAAUACAACAUUAUUGUGCCAUAGCUAUAGCCUUCAGCCUGAUUUCGCCUCAAAUUUGGCAGUUCUAAAAACUAACGCAUGGAUAAUAUGGUCCGGUGGAUUACUGGUGGUGCUAGUAUUAUGUCUGCUUUAUAUUUCAACCUUACGGUCCGCGCUACGCUAUUGGAAAGAGUCGAGCACAAGUUUAGCCAUUGUUUUGGCUGUUUAUCCACUAGUCGCAGCAAUGGCUCUCCUUACAACUAUUUUGCCUCGCGUUCGUAUCCUAGCUGAGGCGAUAUCCCAAGAGGCUGUAAUGAUUGCAAUGUACCAUUUCUAUUUUCUAAUCAUCGCCGAGUGUGGAGGUACUAAUCAACUUGUCAGACGAUCUGAAGGGUCUCUAAUGGAGACCAGGGUGCUACCAUGCUGUUGUUGGCCUUGUUGUAUAUUGCCGAGGCCGCAAGUACAAAAAAAAAGUUUAACUUGGUUGCGAUAUCUGGUUCUGCAGAUGCCUGUAAUCCAAGCUAUAUUGUACCUGAUUGUUCUAACGCUCUGGGCUGAAGAUAUGAUGUUAUACCUAAACAGUUUUAUCUAUAUUCAACCGUUUAUCGCUGUGUCGAUAUUGUCAGGAGUAUGGGGUGUUAUAAUGUGCGUGCGCGCAGCUGAGGCGACAGGAAUCACUCCCAGGCCCAGAUUCCUAGCGUUGCAGCUAGUGCUUUUGAUUGUUAAGUUACAAUGCGGCUUUGCAAAAAUUAUACCCGAGAUAUUUGAUUUACCUUGCAUCAUGGCUUUGCAUCCUUCAGUAUUUGUCAAUAUGAUACAAAAUAUUAUAAUGAUUUUUGAGAUGUUAUUAUUGUCGAUAUGGGCGUGGCGAUUGUAUGGUGUUCCACCAGGUAAGAUGGUGGAUAAAGUACAGCACAUAGUGGUCGCAGUGCUUGAAGACAGUCUUACUAGUAAUGAGAAAAUAAAAGAAGCAGAUACAUCCAGCAACAAAACUAGUAUCAAACGUGAUGAUUGAGCUUUAGAUUUGAAUAAAUUACUAAGAAGAUUUUUAUGUUGGAUACAUAUUUUUUAAAUGGACGGCUGGAGUUGGUCUGAUAAUUUUAAGUUAGUUAAUGUUAUAUACAUUGUGGAUGUGCUUAAAUUGUUUUGUUUUCUUUUUUUUUGUAAAAUUGUGUUAAAACUUUCUGUGAAAGAAAUAAAAUCAAAUCACGUACCUGAUAUUUUUUUAUACCUACAUAUGAUUGG